AAUUCUGUGUUCUCUCCCAGCCCUGUUCUCCCCAGCUGCCCUCCAAGAUUGUGUCCUUUAUCCUUUGGCGAAGGAGUUGAGUUUGACCCUUUACCACCAAAGCAAAUAAGGUACACAUCCUCGGUUAGAUAUGACUCAGAGAAGCACUUCAUCGAUGACAUCUAUAUGCCAGUGGGUUUAAGCGUUUCUUCCUGCAGUCAGACGGUCAUCUGUGUCCCCAACUGCACGUGGCGCAAUUACAAAGUGGAGAUCCACUUCGAGCCCCGCAACAAGCCCCAGCGUUUCACCAGCACCACCAUCGUCUACCCGAAGCACGCCAAGACUGUCUACACCACCACGCUGGAUUACAACUGUCGUAAGACCGUGCGGCGGUUCCUCUCCAGCGUAGAGCUGGAAACUUCGGAGUAUCUUGGGAAUGACUGUGUCCUGGAUGGUUGCUGA
This is a messenger RNA of Antrostomus carolinensis (chuck-will's-widow), 441 nucleotides long. RefSeq names its product refilin B (gene RFLNB). Lineage: Eukaryota; Metazoa; Chordata; Aves; Caprimulgiformes; Caprimulgidae. The annotation marks the transcript as partial. The transcript has 2 exons. Gene Ontology annotation, cellular component: actin filament bundle. Gene Ontology annotation, molecular function: filamin binding. Gene Ontology annotation, biological process: negative regulation of bone mineralization involved in bone maturation; skeletal system morphogenesis; actin filament bundle organization. The record is from RefSeq and is a predicted model, not a curated record.